ACAGUCACAGGAAUUUCCCAGCAAGUUGUGAUUUUUUAGUAGUUUAGAAAUAACAAAAAAACAGUCGGAAAAAUGGCUGAAAACGUCAAGGUUGUGGUUCGGUGCAGGCCGAUGAACAAACGGGAGCAAUCGUCCGGUUGCAAGAACAUCACCCAAAUCGACAAUUCUACAGUGAAUCUGGACAAUCCGAGCGACUCUAGCGCACCGCAAAAGUCGUUCAAAUUCGAUAGCGCCUACGGUUAUGCCGCGACUACCGAGAACAUCUAUAGUGAAAUCUGCUACCCGUUGAUCGAGAGCGUUCUCGAGGGCUACAAUGCGACAAUCUUUGCGUAUGGGCAGACCGGUUGCGGUAAGUCGCACACCAUGCAGGGGACUACGUACAACAUGUCUGCAGCGGAUCCGAAUAACGCCAACAACAUCGGUAUCAUCCCACGGUCGUUCGAGCAUGUGUUCGAAGCGAUUUCCGUGGCAAGCGACGUGCGGUAUCUGGUUCUCGUGAGUUACCUAGAGAUCUACAACGAAACCAUUCGUGAUCUGUUGUCGUUGAGUUCUGGAGGUACGAGUCUGGCCAUCAAGGAACAUCCCGGCGAUGGCGUUACCGUACAAGGUCUCUCUAUGCACACGGUGCACGGAAUUAAGGAAUGCAUAGAACUAUUGGAUAUGGGAGCGAAGAAUCGAAUAGUUGGUGCCACUCUGAUGAACGUUGAGAGCUCCCGGUCGCAUUCGAUCUUUACUAUUACCUUGGAGCAGAUGUCGACCGGUGCCGGGCAGGAUGCUGUGAUAAAACGAGGGAAGCUAAACCUGGUGGAUUUAGCCGGGUCCGAGCGACAGAGUAAGACUGGAGCAACCGGUGACCGGUUGAAGGAAGCGACCAAAAUUAACCUUUCACUUUCGGCACUGGGGAAUGUAAUCUCGGCCUUAGUCGACGGUAAGACGAAGCACGUGCCCUACAGGGAUUCCAAAUUGACGAGACUGCUGCAGGAUUCGCUGGGAGGAAACACAAAGACACUGAUGGUCGCAUGUAUCUCGCCAGCGGAUUUCAACUACGAUGAAACGCUUUCGACACUACGCUAUGCUAGUCGAGCGAAGAACAUUGCCAACAAACCGAAGAUCAAUGAAGAUCCGAAGGAUACUAUGCUGCGUGAGUAUCAGGAAGAGAUUCAGCGAUUAAAGCAAAUGCUGGCGAGCGAGGGAAAGCUGCCGAUUGGAAAUGGGCUUUCUGCGGGAGAUGUGCUAGAAACUGCUGUUGCGUCCGGAGUGGUACAAUCUUCGUUUGACCAUGAAAAACGAGCGUUGAAAGGUCAGUACGAUACGGACGUGGCGAAUCUGAGGAAGGAGUACGAACAGCAGAAGAUUGCCAAGCAGGAGCUGGUGAAGGACAUCGAGAAGAUAAAGUCCUACUAUGAAGGACAGAUGCAGGAGUUGAUUUCGAAGAGAAACACGGAAAAGGUACAAGAUGGUGUAGCGGCGGCAACAACGGUGAAGUCGCCAGUUGACAAACAGGAAAUCUACAAUCGAAUCAAGGAAAUCAAGGAUGCGCUAAUUGGAGGUGAACGAGCGAAUGAUAUCCAGUUGAAGGAGAAGCGCUAUCGCAGCAAGUUGGCAUCGCAGAAGCGGUUGAAUGCAUUGGCUCAUGUGAUAAGUAGAGUAGAGCAGAGUGGGGACCGAGACCUGCUUCAAGGGCACUACACUGACAUUCAGCAGGAAUUGAAGGUGCGUUACGAGCAGAUUAGACAGCAGAGGAGGAGAAUAAAGUCGCUGGAGCGGGAUAUCUCUGACAUUCAGGGAGAGUUUCAAACUGAUCGGGCUGACUAUUUGACUACGAUUAGGUUGCUAGAGAAGAAGAUACUGUUUUACGAGGCAGUGUUUCAGAAAGCGAUGCCGGUACUGAGGAAAGAUGGGCGGUAUUGGAAUUUGGAGUCCUUAGAACUGGAUUCGGAGUGGAAUGAUGACCUGAACAAGUGGAAGUUACCGGACGACACGCUGCUAAGAGUACGAUUUCCUCCUGCCGAUUCCGUCCAGCAGCAACAGCCAAGUGAAUCAUCGCCAACGAAAACCGGCCGUGACAGUCAGACUUCCCUUACGGCACCGGGGCGACUGGAGCGGAGUUCUACGAUGAUUCUCACCAAACUACCCAAUUGCGAGAGCAAUUCCUCGGCGGGUGAACCCCGGAGGAAGGAGUUUCUUAGCAAAAGCACCAACUGCAGCCCAUUCCCCAAGAUCGAAGAUGUUGCCGUGUCCUAUUUCCGACCACGGCGGGCAGCCGAACUGGUCUAUCGCAGUGGGUGGGGAAGCUUUCAGAAAUAGUGCACCAGUUGUUUUACUGUUAGUUUGUAUGAGAUUUGGAAGGGUUUCGAAUAUUUUUUUUAUGAAAAUAAAGCGAGCAGUUUAU
Ochlerotatus camptorhynchus is the source of this 2392-nucleotide messenger RNA. RefSeq names its product Kinesin family member 3C (gene Kif3C). Gene Ontology annotation, biological process: spindle elongation; microtubule-based movement; mitotic spindle organization. Bases 73 to 2307 code for a protein of 744 amino acids. Gene Ontology annotation, cellular component: microtubule associated complex. Lineage: Eukaryota; Metazoa; Arthropoda; Insecta; Diptera; Culicidae. The transcript is spliced from 4 exons. The record is from RefSeq and is a predicted model, not a curated record. Gene Ontology annotation, molecular function: microtubule binding; ATP binding; microtubule motor activity.